Messenger RNA from Armigeres subalbatus, 1685 nucleotides. Its product is annotated as clavesin-1-like. The transcript has 2 exons. Gene Ontology annotation, molecular function: phosphatidylinositol bisphosphate binding. Gene Ontology annotation, cellular component: membrane. Lineage: Eukaryota; Metazoa; Arthropoda; Insecta; Diptera; Culicidae. The record is from RefSeq and is a predicted model, not a curated record. Bases 266 to 1237 code for a protein of 323 amino acids.
AUAGUAAGCGUAUGUGAGCGAUGAGUAGUGGUAAGGUUUAUUUCGAAUAUUUAUCAUUGUAAUCCUUUCGCCUUUUAUGGGUCGCCCGAAUCUAAUUGUAAAACACUGCAACAGAUCAUAAAAAUCUCAUGCGGCAAUUUGUUAAAUAGCACUAUUAAAGUGUAGCUCAAACUCAGUCUGCAUAAGUCAUUCCAAAUACCACGUGCAAAAUAGUGCCAUUCAACUCCUAGUAGUUAGUAUUCUGACCCAACUCGUACCUGCCAGUAUGCCCGUCCCCUCCCUGGACAAAGCCCCGAAAUCGUACGAUGAUCGUCUGGUUGAACUGGACGAGCAGCUCCAACAGCACGCGCAAAUCUAUCUUCGAGAGGAGCCGGAGCUCCGGCAGCAGAUGCUGGCGCAGCUUCGGGAUUGGAUUGCAAAGCAUCCUCACAUCAGGAAAGUUCGCACUGAUGCCAUUUUUCUACUGAAGUUUCUCCGAGCGAAAAAGUACAAUUUCAUUAACGCUUCCCAAUUAUUGGAACGCUAUCUGGCGAUCAAAGUGCUGCAUUCAGAUUGGUUCGGGAAGUUGGACGUCGACGAUCCGGAGUUAAGCGCAUUGGUGGACACCGGGUACUUGUUCCCACUACCGGAACGAGACGGCAAAGGUCGCACAUUGUUGUUCAGCGUGGCUUCUGGGAUUGAUCCAACCCGAUUCACCGCACGACAUGCCAGUCGGCUGCACAUGAUGACGGCGGAGCUGUGUGCGGAAUCGAACGAGUUUCUCUGCGGGGGAUUUAUUCUGGUGUAUGACUUUUCCAACAUCACAAUGGCCCAUCUCAAUGUGGUGUCCUUCAGCGAUAUCCGAUUGCUUUCCAAAGCGGCCAACAAUUCGCUUGCCGUGAGAGCUCAGGAGGUUCAUUUUGUUAACACACCGAGUGCGGGUUUGGCGAUUGCAAAUUUCGCCCUUCAAUUGGCGAAUGAGAAACUUCGGAGUAGAAUUUUCUGCCAUAAAAACUGGGAAGAGUUAUACAAACAAGUUGAUAAGAAUCUUUUACCCAAAGAAUACGGAGGGAAAGUACCACAGGCAGAGUUGAUCGAGUCCUUUAAGAAACGUUGCAAAGAAAUGCAACCGUUGUUGAUGGCAUACGACGAGAUGGACAUGGAUAUUGCCAAGGAUUCUGAAUACAGAAACGAUGGGUCUAGUGAUGAGCUGGAAUCUGGAGCUAUUGGAACGUUCCGAAAAUUGCAGGUUGAUUAGAAUGGAUUAAUAAAUUAUUAGAACAAAUUAGAUCAAUUAAACAAGUUUCAAUGGAUUUACAGAUAUCAUUAAGUAAUAUUCGUGGAGUACGAAUAUUUUAAUUCUAAUCUAGCUACCCAACAUUUAAAAAAAAAAGGUUAUCUCGAGUUCUGUUCUGCUUAUUUCUUAGGUUGAUAACAUUGAUCAUGAUAACAUGAUAAGAUGAAGGAAUUGUAGCACUGUAACUUGAAUAAUUAUUCAUAGAAUAGUUUGUCUCAGCAGCCGAGUUCAAUAACAAUAAAUGUUCAUGACAACGCGCAACACGACGCAAAAUUAACGUAUUUUUAUAGAAAAAUGUUAAAAAUUCUGUGAGAACCAUCAUACUUUUAUCAGGCAUCAUUCUUGGAGAGGGUUCAAUCUCCCCAAUAUUUUAAAUUUAAGUUUUUGACAUCGCUUCAAAAUAUUGAGU